Symbiodinium pilosum is the source of this 171-nucleotide messenger RNA. The record is from the annotation of a GenBank genome assembly. NCBI's taxonomy places the organism in Eukaryota, Dinophyceae, Suessiales, Symbiodiniaceae.
CUGUGCUGCGCCUCUCUUCAGCGGCAUUGUUCGCAGCAGCGCUUUUGGCCGUUGCCUCGUUCCCUAUGCGUUGGCGAGCCCCAUCACAGCUGGAGUUGCUGCAAAGUGUUGUGCUGGACAUCCUUGCCUUGGUCAUGAUUUUCCAAACCUUCCCUGCCUUGCGCAGUGAUG